UCCUCGCACAGCAGCGCUCGGGGCCGGGGGGUCCCCGCCGAAGCGAGCAGCCGCAGGGGUGGGGGAGAGACCGGGGCUCGGCAGCAGGGACUCCCCCAUCCCAUCCCAUCCCCGGGGAGCAGCGGAGCCCCCGAUGCCCGGCGGCAGCGCGGCGCCCCCGCCCGGCGGAGACCCGGAGCUGGCCGGCAGCGGCGGAGCGGGCAAGCCCCGGCGGCGGGCGGAGGAGGCGGCGGGCGGCUCGGCGCUGCCCGGGGCCGUGCGGGCGCUGGAGCUGGCCGAAGCCCGGCGGCGGCUGCUGGAGGUGGAGGGCCGGCGGCGGCUGGUGCUGGAGCUGGAGCACCGGGUGCAGCAGCUGCACCGCGUCUUCGUGCAGGCCGAGCUGUGCAUGGCCGGGCGCGCUGAGAGCCUGGCCCGCCUGGGCAGCGGCGCCGGCCAGGCCCAGAUCUACCUGGCGGCCCACGGGCAGCGCCUCAAGAAGAGCCUGCGGCGCUCCCGCAAGGCGCGGCCGUCCGCCCUGCUGGCCUCGGCGCUGGGCGGCUGCGUGCCCUGGGCGGCGGGCAAGCUGCGCCGCGGCCGGCCGGAGCCGCCCGAGUCCCCCUUCAAGAGGAGCCUGCAGGGGCCGCCGGGGCAGCCCCCGGCCUGAGAGCAGAGAGGGGGCGCCG
Molecule: messenger RNA, 662 nt
Organism: Malaclemys terrapin pileata
Lineage: Eukaryota; Metazoa; Chordata; Testudines; Emydidae
Gene: TRNP1
Product: TMF1 regulated nuclear protein 1
Exons: 1
Coding region: 134-643 (169 amino acids)
Biological process (GO): regulation of cell population proliferation
Cellular component (GO): nucleus
Molecular function (GO): DNA binding
Source: RefSeq, a predicted model, not a curated record